Molecule: messenger RNA, 4867 nt
Organism: Dermochelys coriacea (leatherback sea turtle)
Lineage: Eukaryota; Metazoa; Chordata; Testudines; Dermochelyidae
Gene: POU2F1
Product: POU class 2 homeobox 1
Biological process (GO): regulation of transcription by RNA polymerase II
Cellular component (GO): nucleus
Molecular function (GO): DNA-binding transcription factor activity, RNA polymerase II-specific; RNA polymerase II cis-regulatory region sequence-specific DNA binding
Source: RefSeq, a predicted model, not a curated record
CGGGCGGCCGAUUUUGGUUAAAAUAUUCAAAAUGGCGGACGGAGGAGCAGCGAGUCAAGAUGAGAGUUCGGCGGCGGCGGUGGCGGCGGCGGCAGACUCAAGAAUGAACAAUCCGUCAGAAACCAGUAAACCACCAAUGGAGACUGGGGAUGGGAACACAGGCACACAGACAAAUGGCUUGGACUUUCAGAAGCAGCCUGUGCCCGUUGGAGGGGCAAUCUCUACAGCCCAGGCUCAGGCCUUCCUUGGACACCUUCAUCAGGUCCAGCUCGCUGGAACAAGUUUACAGGCUGCUGCUCAGUCCUUAAAUGUACAGUCUAAAUCUAAUGAAGAAUCUGGGGACACCCAGCAGCCAAGCCAGCCUUCCCAGCAGCCUUCAGUGCAGGCGGCCAUACCCCAGACCCAGCUCAUGCUGGCCGGAGGACAGAUCACCGGGCUCACGUUGACGCCAGCCCAGCAGCAAUUAUUAUUACAACAGGCACAGGCACAGUUGCUGGCGGCUGCAGUGCAGCAUUCAGCCAGUCAGCAGCACAGCGCUGCAGGUGCCACCAUCUCGGCCUCCGCUGCGACGCCGAUGACGCAGAUUCCUCUUUCUCAGCCAAUACAGAUUGCACAGGAUUUGCAGCACCUGCAGCAGCUCCAACAGCAGAAUCUCAACCUGCAACAGUUUGUGUUGGUGCAUCCAACAACCAACUUGCAGCCAGCACAGUUUAUCAUCUCACAAACGCCGCAGGGGCAGCAGGGUCUCCUGCAAGCGCAGAAUCUCUUAACGCAACUACCUCAGCAAAGCCAAGCCAACCUCCUGCAGUCUCAGCCAAGCAUCACCCUCACCUCACAGCCAGCAACCCCAACACGCACAAUAGCAGCAACCCCCAUUCAGCCACUUCCACAGAGCCAAUCAACACCAAAGCGAAUUGAGACUCCCAGCUUGGAGGAGCCCAGUGACCUUGAGGAGCUUGAGCAGUUUGCCAAGACUUUCAAACAAAGACGGAUCAAACUUGGAUUCACUCAGGGUGAUGUUGGGCUCGCUAUGGGCAAACUCUAUGGAAAUGACUUCAGCCAAACUACCAUCUCCCGCUUUGAAGCCUUGAACCUCAGCUUUAAAAACAUGUGCAAGUUAAAGCCACUUCUGGAAAAGUGGCUCAAUGAUGCAGAAAAUCUCUCAUCUGAUUCAGCUCUCUCCAGCCCAAGUGCCCUGAAUUCCCCGGGGCUGGAUGAGGGCUUGAACCGUAGGAGGAAGAAACGCACCAGCAUAGAGACCAACAUACGUGUGGCCUUAGAGAAGAGUUUUCUGGAGAACCAAAAGCCUACCUCGGAGGAGAUCACCCUGAUAGCUGACCAGCUGAACAUGGAGAAGGAGGUGAUCCGCGUUUGGUUCUGUAACCGGCGCCAGAAGGAGAAAAGGAUCAAUCCACCCAGUAGUGGUGGAACCAGCAGCUCUCCCAUCAAAGCAAUUUUCCCUUGCCCAACCUCACUGGUGGCAACCACGCCAAGCCUUGUGACAAGCAGUGCAGCUACUACCCUGACUGUCAACCCUGUGCUCCCUCUAACUAGUGCUGCUGUAACUAGUCUGUCAGUCACAGGCACAACAGAAACCACCUCCAACAACACAGCAACCGUGAUCUCUACAGCACCUCCAGCUUCCUCAGCAGUGACUUCACCCUCUCUGAGUCCUUCCCCUUCUGCCUCAGCCUCCACUUCUGAGGCAUCCAGUGCCAGUGAGACCAGCACAACACAGACAACCUCUACUCCCUUGUCCUCCCCUCUUGGGACCAGCCAGGUGAUGGUGACGGCAUCAGGGUUGCAAACAGCGGCAGCAGCUGCACUACAAGGUGCUGCACAGUUGCCUGCAAAUGCAAGUCUCGCUGCCAUGGCUGCUGCAGCGGGACUAAACCCAGGCUUGAUGGCACCCUCACAGUUUGCAGCUGGAGGUGCCUUACUCAGUCUCAAUCCAGGGACGCUAGGUGGUGCUCUCAGCCCAGCUCUGAUGAGCAACAGUACACUGGCAACUAUUCAAGCUCUUGCAUCUGGUGGUCCUCUUCCAAUAACAUCACUGGAUGCAACUGGGAACUUGGUGUUUGCCAAUGCUGGAGGUACUCCUAACAUCGUUACUGCCCCGUUGUUCCUGAACCCUCAGAACCUUUCUCUGCUCACCAGCAACCCAGUUAGCUUGGUCUCUGCAGCUGCCGCUUCCGCAGGGGCCUCUGGACCAGUCGCCAGCCUUCAUGCCACCUCCACCUCAGCUGAGUCCAUCCAGAACUCUCUCUUCACAGUGGCCUCUGCCAGUGGGGCCACUUCCACCACCACUACUGCCUCCAAGGCACAGUGAGCCGGGCUGAGCUGUGCUACCACCAGCCUGUUUCACUCUGCAGUGGGAUUGGCUGCCAGCUAGGUUUAUAAACUGAAAAGUGUGAUCGGCUUCCUCUCGCCAUGUUACUGGGGACAAGGGAGAGACGGAAAAAUAUAAAAACAGGAAGGAUUUAAAGCUGGGACAGACAUUUGCCUAAUUUUAUAAUAAACACUGUCUUUUCAGGAUCGCUUCAUGGAUCAGAGAGCUUUCUAACCAAAAAUGUAAAAAAACAAAAAACAAAAAAACAAAAAAAAAAAAAGUGAAAGGACUACUUAUCAUUUCCAGCAGUCACAAUGACAAGUUAAGGUGGGUUAUCAAUUCAAACAUAGGAAGGGGAUUUCUUUAGUUCUUUUGGUAUAAAUAUCUUUUUUUUUUUUUUUUUUUUUUUUUUUUUUAAAUCAUCAUUUUAUAGGUCUGUUGUACAGGCCGUUAUGUCAUACAAGGUGUUUAUAAUCGUAUCAAUCGUGUUGGGGGUUCCUUUCUUAACUGGUACAAUUUAGGCAGGCCUGUAUUACUGGUGUAUCUCUAUUAUUAUUAUGGUUAUUAUUAUUAUUAUUAUUAUUUUAUAUAUGUGGUUUGGACGCAUUUGUCUUUGCUCCUGGAUCGUUUUCAGUGAGCUCCCACGCCAUGAGGACGGGGGAGAGAAAGAGGGAAACAUGGGGAGGCUUCCUGUCCUAAUCUCCUGGGAGCAUUCCUCACAGUUUCCUCAUCCUUGAACUUGUUUUACAGUGACUUAUACAGAGGUAUCGAGAGAGAGAGAUUAUUUUCACCACUUUGCAGGAAGCUCAAUGUAAAGGCAGCAAGUUGUGUGCAAACUUCCAGGAUAGUCUGUGCUUUAUGGUGAGGGAGGUAGAAAUAACUUCUAUACUACAGCUCUCCUUCACCCAACUACUUAGGCUAAAGGGCCAAAUUUUGCUCUGAGUUGCAUGAGCAGGAUUGGCACUUAGAGCCAAGACUAUUUCAGACACCUGUUUUGGUGGUUUUACUGUAUAGUUAGGAUUUUGCCCCUUUAAAAAAAAAAAAAAAAAAAUCCUAGAAAUGCAAAGUUACCUGAGGAUGCCAAUAUCACUAAUAUCUAAAGGCAUCCACAGUCCAAGCUUCCUACCAAAUGACUUGGCACAGGAUUUUGAAAAGUGAAACUGGCUUCUCUAAUCAAAGGAAUAUUCCUUUGCAUGUUUUUUGUUGUGUACAGGGAGCUGCACUGGAACAGUUUUCCACUGGCAAGUACUUCUAUCUACAGGGAUAGAUGUCAGGUCUAUUGGAACAGAAGUUGCUGCCAAUUUCAUGCCAACACAACCGUAAGAAAGCACUCUCGGCUUCCUUGUGCCCUUUCCGUUUUAAAUAGCUUGUAGGGUUUUUUUUCUGCACCACCCUGCUUGGUGCAUUGGAAAUAGGAGACAGUGACCAAUCAGCUGGAAUUGUCCAGCAUGAUGUGGGAAAUAGCACCAGAGUAUCUAGUCAACACUGGGACUUUGCACACAUCUUGGUGUUCUUGCGUGGUCUCUGAGGAGUGAUGUUGCUACCUUGAUCAAAAUGGCAAUAAGCAUCUCUGACUAGAGGCUCAGUGUUGGCUUGCUGACAUAGCUGUGUCUCUAGGGUUGUUUCCAAUCCACAUAACAAGGAGCAUCUGAGAACAGAGAGCUUAUGAGAAUGGAUGAGGAAGAAUAGUAGGUUUCCAGAGGUUAGUGCUGUAUAUUCUUUAAUAUACCAAUCGAGCUUCUGAACCAAAAGAUUUCUAAAGAGAAGACUGGAUCUCUGCAAUGCAGUUCACUUUGAACUUUCCAUUCCUGUUGGAUUUAAAGUUUCUGCCAUGUGUUUAAAACACAUUUACACUCAGGGAGAGUGUCAUGAGCACCCCCUCUGUGGUUGGUUUUGGUUUGGGGGGGGGAGUGUCACCAGGGAGUUUUAAGAUGGCAAGUUUAUGUAGUUAAGUUCGCUUUUGCUGAUCAUCAAGAGGGAUCUUGGAAUCUCGCACCACCUGAGAUCAAUAAGACAGCAACUUAAACCCAACAUACACUUUGGUCUGUGACCCAAGUGUGUGGGAUUUAUAUUCAAAUGGCAGAAACUCUUAUCACUUCUUCCCCUCACUCACGUUUUUCUUUGUUCAUGUCUUACUCUCUCUCCUUUCCUGUUUCACAGAUUAUUAAAAUAAUUAUCCAUAAAAUUUCAAAACUAGUGAACUGCAAGCGGGGAAACUAACAAAUGUCCGUCCACCAUUUGUAAUGUGUUCUUGAUUUUUUUGUUUGUUUUUUAAAACUAAGCUUGAACCAAAGUCAAUUUCUAGCAAGCUGCUGUACUAAUGGACUAGUUUGUAUAAGUGCAGUUCAGACGCAGAGAGGCGAUAGAUGCUACUGACAAUUUCUUUUUCAUUUGUCUUGUUUUUAUUUAUAUAAAAGUUGCUGCUUGGUUUUAAUUUUUUUUGGGGGGGGACUGAUAAUUUGUAUAUCCUUGGGGCAGACUCUUAACUUGGUUUUUUUUUAACUAGGUUUGUUUGUUUGUUUGUUUGUUUGUUUGUUU